Molecule: messenger RNA, 716 nt
Organism: Leptidea sinapis
Lineage: Eukaryota; Metazoa; Arthropoda; Insecta; Lepidoptera; Pieridae
Exons: 6
Coding region: 49-702 (217 amino acids)
Source: RefSeq, a predicted model, not a curated record
GGUAGGUGACCUGUCGGAAUCUGUCUCUCACCGUUACUUGUCGUGCAGAUGUUAAUUGUCGCUAAAUUUUGUGCCGGUGGAAUGUUGCAGCAUUCAAAAAAACUCAAUCAAUCCAUUCAAACGUGUUACUGUGCAAAUAUGGGGAGCUUUGUUCUAAUAUUAACUCUUCUCCUAGGAGCCACAGUAAGAAGUCAUGACGUACAAAAAAGAGGACUUAUUUUUCCACCUACCAGUUUAUAUGGGACGUUCGUUGCUAUAGCGGUACCCCUGGAUAUACCUGACAAGAAUGUGUUUGUAUCGUACAACUUCGAGUCUAACUAUUCAGUAGUUACCAACAUUACGGAGCUGGAUGAAGUUAUAUUCCCAAACUUGCCGAUAAUAUCUCGUCAUAGUCGAAGUAUAACACGAGAGCUAGCGUACACAGUACUGGAAACUAAGUUUAAGGAGAAUGGUAUGAAUGGACGGGAGUGCCUGCUGAGAAAUAUCUGCGAAGCUGCCGAGACUCCUCUUCAUCACAACGGUCUCCUGGGACAUAUCAUGCAUAUCGUCUUCACGCCAUCAUCUUCAAAAGAAGAACAUAUAGAUGAUAUUUACUACGAGGCAGAAGCAGAUGGACUCAAAGGAAACUGCGAUAAAUACUACGAUGACUGUCCGUUCAGUUUGUUUGAUCUUAUCACGAGGCUUGUUGUUACAAAGCAAUAAAAUAUUGAUUAUAA